Oreochromis aureus is the source of this 3273-nucleotide messenger RNA. RefSeq names its product N-acetyllactosaminide beta-1,3-N-acetylglucosaminyltransferase 3-like. The transcript has 3 exons. Gene Ontology annotation, cellular component: membrane. The record is from RefSeq and is a predicted model, not a curated record. Bases 229 to 1395 code for a protein of 388 amino acids. NCBI's taxonomy places the organism in Eukaryota, Metazoa, Chordata, Actinopteri, Cichliformes, Cichlidae. Gene Ontology annotation, molecular function: hexosyltransferase activity.
GAUGAGGAGAUGACGCACUCCUGACGCACCCGCCGGGCGGACAGAACAACGCCCUGCAGUGCAGGGACCUGAGCUUUUCAGCCGCCGAAUUCUGGACUCACUAAUAGUCUAACUUCACUACAGACACAGGAGAGGGGCGAUCUUCUCAAACUUGCACAUGUCCAGCCGCCUCAUGUCUGCUCUGAAGCUCAGUCUCCUCACUCCUGCUGGCUUGUCAUUCUGAGAGUCAUGUCGUGGUGCAGAGUUUCAAAGAUGAAAACCAUCAGGGCAAGAAAUGUACUGAUGGUGGUAGCGCUCGGGCUUUUGCUCAUUCACCUUUGCAAAGAUUUUGUUGACCAUAAAACUAUACGACUCCAUGGAGAUGUGAGAGACGACCACAGCCAACCGAAGCAAAACACCAAAAACAGCACGUAUGUAUUCUCAUGGCCAAAAUGUCAACAAGACACAUCUGCUGCCAAGAUCGCUGAGUUCAGCUCUUUGCCUAAUUCUAUCAAGGAUUUCCUUUACUAUCGCCACUGUCGCCACUUCCCCAUGCUACUGGACGUUCCGGACAAAUGUGGAGGAGCUGAUAAAUCUGAAGAAGUCUUUCUUCUUCUGGUCAUUAAAAGCUCUCCGGGGAACUACGAACGCAGAGAGGUGCUGCGCAAAACGUGGGGUGAAGAGAGGUUACACAACGGUGUGUGGAUUCGACGGAUCUUCAUCUCAGGAACGACAGAUAGCGGGUUUGAGAAGGAGAGGCUGAACAAGCUCCUGGAGCUGGAGCAACAGGAGCACAACGACAUCCUCCAGUGGGAUUUCAGUGACACAUUUUACAACCUCACCUUGAAGCAGAUACUCUUUCUUGAAUGGAUGGAAAGGAACUGUCCCAAUGCUCGCUUCCUGUUGAAUGGUGAUGACGACGUCUUUGCCAACACAGACAACAUGGUUGAGUAUCUGCAAGGCCUGAAGGACAAUGACGGAAGCCAGCACCUCUUUACUGGCCAUCUGAUCCAAAAUGUGGGGCCCAUUAGAUCAUCAAACAGCAAGUACUAUAUUCCUGUUCAGGUGCAGGAGUCAAACUCGUACCCUCCUUAUUGUGGUGGCGGGGGCUUCCUCCUCUCUGGCUAUACAGCCUCAGUCAUUUACAACAUGUCCCAGUCUAUUACAAUUCUUCCCAUUGAUGAUGUUUACAUGGGGAUGUGUCUGGCCAAGGCAGGGCUUGGCCCCACUUCCCAUAUGGGCGUCAAGACAGCAGGACUACACGUUCCAUCCAGCAGUAUAGACCAAUACCAUCCUUGCUUUUAUAAAGAGGUUUUGCUCGUGCACAGAUUCCUUCCAGCUCAGAUGUAUCUGAUGUGGCACAGAGUACACGAUCCAAAUCUAAGAUGCGGUAUCUCCAGCCAAAGACAUUUGUAGCACCAAACUUUAAUUUCUAGGCAUUAAUAGAGCUUAGUGAUGUUCCAGUUCCUCUUGCUUCCAGCUCAAAUGAACAUGGAAGUGUCUUUUUUACAUACUGAAAGGAGAAAAAAAAUUUUGCUGGACAAAAGGGACUGGCACAUACCUUAAAUGAGUUGACAACAUUUGAACAGGCAGGACUGGCUGUUGUUUUACGAUACGAUACCUUAUAUUUAGUCUUUGUCUCACCAAAUCUUGCACCUUUCUUUACCAGAUUGUCUAAUGUUACUUAGUAGGUACUAUACUGGUUGGAUUGCUAGAUUUUGCUUUUGCUUGAAAGGCCCACUUACUGCACAGAAAGAAUGGAUGUGAAUUUUAAGUAGUCAUCAAGUGUAAAGUUAUGCUUCAUUUUGAGAAUUCUCAUUGGAAAAUGAGUCCACAUUUAAAGUCAUUGGGUCUGUGUUUUUAUAUUUUAUUUUCACAUAAAGUUCAGCGUAGCUACAGCUGAUACAGACUAAGAAAGGCCAUGUUUUAGCAGACAAAAGGUGGCAGCUAGAGCGCAGCCGUGUUUAAGCUACCUCAUCCCGAGAAUAAAGACAUGAAAAAUUACCAAGAAUUGAAAAGCUGGCUCUAUAUUGCAUCAUUUACUGAAUUUCUAUCACGUAGAAAAUGAGCCAGGUUUAAGAAGAGUUACCAAGUUAAUGUAAUUAAAAUAGCCUAUGGACACUGAGCAGUUCUCCCUUCAGCUGCUUGUAAAUCAAAUGUGAAUUUUAAGAGCUGACUGUAAUAUUUAAUUAAUAAUAAUAAUAAUGAUAAUUAUAAAAAUUAUGGAUUGCAUUUUAUAUAGUGCUUUUCAAGACCCUCAAAGCGGUCAUAUUUCAAUUCAUACUUUCUGCUGGAUUUUUUCUGUAUGUCGCGUGCCAGCCGGUGUGAAAAUCAUGAACAGAUGACAUAUAAUCAACCAAUUCAAAUGUAAAGUAUUGCGGACCACUGUGAUUCAUCUGUAUAGGUCUUUUUAUGGUAUGAUUGCAUGUGGGAGAGUACGUUUUGCAGGUUAAAUUGGUUAUAAGAGCUGGGUAUUUAUUCACAAUAAAAUACAACAAUAAUAUGAAUACAUUUUAUUUAUGUAUUAUUUGUCUGCUCAAAGUUACAAAGUGCUUAAAAUAAACUGAGACUUCUCCAAAAAUAAAUAAAUAAUUUAAAUAAAACAGGACAAAUAACAGUGCAAUUCAUCACCCAUAAAGAAUGAUUGAACUCAUGUUUGAGUUGGUUUGAUAUUUUAAAUACUACAUAUGCUAAAUUUUAUACUGCAGUUUAAUUGUACCUGUAAACUUCUGAACAUUGCCCAGCUCUAGAUCUGACGUUGAUGCUUGUGUUGCCGCAGAUAUCAUCCAAAAAUUAUUUCUCAGGGUUUCUUAAGAAUAAAAGGUGUAAUAUAUAUAUUUUUUUAUCUUCUUAAUCCUCUUUGUUCUGUUUAGCCUUCUUUAUUGUGCUUGUUUCAGCCUCAAUGUUUGUGUUACACAAAGGGAUUACAUCAGUGUUGCACAACAUAACAACUGGGUGUCGGUAAAAGCCGUUACAAGUAGUUGCCAGUAUGCAAUCCAAUGCAGGAUCACUGUUUCAUUAAGAAUCAAUAUCUGUUGUUGCAUAUUCAGUAUGCUGAAUCGAAUAUAUGCACAAACGUUCAAAUCUGUUUGAGUUUAAUGCUGCUAAGUAAGGGGCUAUAUGUUGCACACUUAAACAGCUUUAAAUGGUAACUGUGAAUUGCAUACACUGUUAAAUCUUCUUGUUUUAAAUAAGAUGUACACAUAAUGUCCUUGGACCUUUUUUCUCUGGGUGUACCUGCGCAAGACAUUUUGGAGGAUUUUUUGUAAUAAACUUUGGGAUAAAUAUUUAUAA